AUGCCACCACCUUAUUCUGCAAAUCAGUCCGACAAUGAGCCAUCUCCCAGCAAGAACGCUUUUGCCUCCAUACCGCCGCAGUACCAGCCGUAUGGUCAACCUGGUGUGGGAUACGGCCAAGGCCCAAUCAUGGCACAACCAGGGCAGAUGAUCUUGAUUGCACAACCCGUCCAUGAACCGGAUUGCAUGGGCUACUCCAUCUUCACCAUGCUUUGCUGUUGCUUGCCCUUGGGGAUUGCCGCCUUGGUCUUCUCUUGCCAGACCCAAGAAGCCAAUAGGACUGGAAACCUCGAGGCUGCAAAGAGGAACUCCAGAAUGGCACGCAUCCUGGCCCACAGCGCACUUGGGCUGGGGCUUGUGAUCAUGAUUAUCUGGAUCGCUUUAGUGGCAACAACUCUACAAACUGGCAGGCACAUUGAUUUAAACUAAGCAUUACUUGGGGCAGGAGAAACCUGGCCCAUUUGAUGGCUGGAAAGAAUCUGCAUUAUUUGCUGGGUUUCCAAGAUAUCUGCUGAUCUAAUCUAGUACUGCCAGUGGCAGCUCCUUAAGAACAUAAGAACAGCCCUUCUGGAUCAGGCCCAAGGCAUUUUUAGUCCAGCAUCGUGUUUCACACAGUAGACCACCAGAUGCCUCUGAGAAGCCCACAGGCAAGAGGUGAAGGCAUGCCUUCUCUCCUGCUGUUACUCCACUCCAGCUGGUAUUUAGCAGCAUCUUGCUUCUGAGGCUGGAGGUGGCCUACAGCCACCAGACUAGUAGCCAUUGAUAGACCUGUCCUCGGUGACUUCCAUUUGAAAUCAUGAAAUGGACUAAUAAAUCACAGGAGCCUUCAGCAGUCUUCACCUCUGCAGUUCCUGACCAGGUGAACCUCUCCUUUCUGCCCAGCUCUCCUUCCUCGGGCCAUCUCCUUUUCCUUUCAAUUAGUGAUAUAACAAGAGUUUUAUCAUAACUCAGCUGUGGA
Molecule: messenger RNA, 958 nt
Organism: Hemicordylus capensis (graceful crag lizard)
Lineage: Eukaryota; Metazoa; Chordata; Lepidosauria; Squamata; Cordylidae
Product: synapse differentiation-inducing gene protein 1-like
Exons: 2
Coding region: 1-429 (142 amino acids)
Cellular component (GO): membrane
Source: RefSeq, a predicted model, not a curated record